This is a messenger RNA of Hippoglossus stenolepis (Pacific halibut), 3281 nucleotides long. RefSeq names its product skin secretory protein xP2. The record is from RefSeq and is a predicted model, not a curated record. Lineage: Eukaryota; Metazoa; Chordata; Actinopteri; Pleuronectiformes; Pleuronectidae. The transcript has 4 exons. The coding region runs from base 406 to 2088 and encodes 560 amino acids.
AGAGAGAAUGCCUUGUUAAUGUGCUUCUCGAAAGCCAGAGGGGACACUCCUUUAAAGGGGAGGUCACACUUCAUGCACAUGUUGGUCUCCUCCUCCCCCUCCCCCUCCUGUAUGAAUAGAGUGACUGAGCAGGAAUCAGUCUAGGAACAUUCAGCUGGAGUUGCCUGUGCUGCUCUAUAUGCUCACAACAGAUCCUUGUCUGGGGCCAGAGGGCAGGAGGCCAUGUGCAAACACACAGACUGAGAGAUAAUGGUGCCCAGCUACUCUUAGAAACUAAAGAGAGAUUCGCUGUCCAUGUUUUUAUUGCUUGGCAGUCUCUGUCUUUGUUGAAAGAGAGCACUAGGACUUGUGUUGGCUCCUCAAUAGCUUCCAGGUUCUUGGAUCACCUCAUCCUAAUUGUCAAACAUGGGGUGCUCCUCAUCCAGUGCACAGACUGUGGAUCAAGAGAAAAGACCAGGUACAAAGCCAGAGGAGAGCAAUGGAGACACAGCAGGAGUCAGAAAUGGUUUCAUCGCAGAAGAUGCACAAACCAUCGAGGACCAGAUGCAGCUGCCUGUGCAGACUGCCUUACCAGAUGAUCUUCAACCAGGAACUGAUGAUGAGGCAGAGGCUGUGUUAGUGGCCCUGGAGGCCCAGGAGGAUCUUGGCUCUGGAGAGGACCUUCUGGCUGCUAUGGAACCACAGCCAGAACCUGCUGCUCCUGAAGAGCCAGCUCUAGAGGCCCCAGCUGCUGCUCCAGCAGAAGUCUCCACUGAGGCUGCUGUUGUGGCAGUGGAGGCAUUAACCCCAGGGGAGGAAGCUGCUCCUGUAGAAACUGUAGUGACUGAGGCCACACCUGAGGUCAAAGAGGAGUCCCCCGCUGUUGAUUCUGUUGUAUUGGAGCAGGCAGAGGCCCCUGCAUUUGUUGAGGAGGUUUCUGUUGUGCCGGCUGAGGCCUCCCCUGAACCCUCUACCCCUGCUAUUGAACCUGUAUCUGAGCCAGCAGAGGUCCGAGUGGUGGUGGAAGAGGCAGCAACUGAGGUCGCUGAGGCCCCUGCAGAAGUGUCUUCUCCUGUGGAGGCAGAGGCUCCACCUGACGAUGCAGCAGCAGAGACUCCUUUAGCAACACCAACUGAAUCCUCAGGUGAAAUUUCAGCACCAACUGAGGCUGCAGCACCAGGUGAAACUGUCGAACCUGCUGUGGCUUCAGCACCAACUGAAGCUGUAGAACCAGCUGAGGCUGCAGCACCAGCACCAGCUGAGGCUGCAGCACCAGCCCAAACUGAGGCUGCAGCACCAGGCGAAGCUUUAGAACCAGCUGAGGCUUCAGUAGCAGCACCAACUGAAGCUGUAGAACCAGCUGAGGCUUCAGUACCAGCACCAACUGAAGCUGUAGAACCAGCUGAGGCUUCAGUACCAGCACCAACUACAGCUGUAGAACCAGCUGAGGCUUCAGUACCAGCACCAGCUGAGGCUGCAGCACCAGGCGAAGCUGUAGAACCAGCUGAGGCUUCAGUACCAGCACCAACUGAGGCUGCAGCACCAGGCGAAGCUGUAGAACCAGCUGAGGCUUCAGUACCAGCACCAACUGAGGCUGCAGCACCAGGCGAAGCUGUAGAACCAGCUGAGGCUUCAGUACCAGCACCAACUGAGGCUGCAGCACCAGGCGAAGCUGUAGAACCAGCUGAGGCUUCAGUACCAAGUGAAUCUUCAGCUCCUGUAGAGGCUGCAGAGCCUGUAAUAGAUAGUGAGAUUGCUGUGGCCACUAUUCCAGAGAUGCCUCCAUUAUCUCCUGUCACAGAUAAAGCAAGCACUGGGACUCAACCAGCUGCGACUGCCCCACCAGCUGAGGGAACCUGCCCCACAGAGGUCAUCCCUGCUUUGGCUCCACAAGCUGAAUCUGCUGCUGCUGAAUCUGUCCAGACGGCAGAGGCAUCAGCGCCCACACCAGCCGUUUCAGAGCUGCCCGCAGAAGUAGCCCCUCAAGCUUUACCAGCAACUGUGACCUCUGAGUGCAAGGUGGACAACGCAGCACCAGCCCCUGAAGCCUCAUCCUCAGUGGUGUCUGAAACAGGAGCUACAGAGAGCAAGAUAACCAAAGACGGUUGAGUUGGUGGAAGAAAUCUACCAAAUAAUGAAAACCCCCUAUAACCUACAAAUUCAAUGUGAACUGGAAGGAAAGAAAGACAAAGCGACCAAACAAACACUACAUUUACAGGACUGUCUCAUUAGCUCUCACCAAACCAAACUACACCAGAUACAUUAAUAUGAAAUGUGCCUUAAUAACUUAUCUUUUAGGAAAAGAUCAGGAUUUUUCCUAAUUUUGUAAAUAAUAAACCUUCAUGGUGAGUUUUCCUACUGAGACCGGAAGUGCCUGGAGCCAAGUGUGGGCUUAUGUAUGCAAAUAAUCACAGGUAAAAUGACAGGACGGUGCAAUACAGUGUUAAGUAUGCGAACUCUGCUUUAGCUACAGCGGCUGUCGAGAAUGAUUCUUACAUUAUUUAAAGUAACUGCUUCUGAGGAAUACAAGCCAAACACAACUGUGAAUGAAAUUGUGCAAAGAAAUUGAGGUAACACCAAAGUGUCAUGAUUUUAAAAUUACCACAUUUUCACAGAUUGAAUUUUUACUGUUUCUGAAAUGUAUGUUCUCCCAUUUGUACUCAAUUUUAAUUUCUGCCUUUCUAAUGCUGAUUAAUUUGAUUAAUAGAAAUGUCAGUACUAAGUGUUGAGUGUACAGAGUAAUACAGCUAAGCACUGGAGUCAAAUCCAUGCAUUCUUAAAAAAUCUAUCACUUUUUAGUUUACAUUGAGAAAGCUUGAAUAAAUGCGUUUUGUAAGGAAAUAAAAAUACACAUGCAAAUUGUUGAGUAUGUAGAUAAUCCAGGUAUUAUAACAUCUUGCCAUUUGUGCAGCUGCACUAUACCUGGCAGAUGUUCAUACAAUUCUCUUCCAGAAAAAUAUGGGCAUUUUCAACAUUAAAAAGUGUCUCGAGGCCUGGCAACUCUGGUGUACUGAUUUUGCUCCGAGUAAUUUUUUUCUCUAGGUGAAUUAUAUACAUGUGUACCACAGUAAGAGAUCACUUAGUGGACAUUGUAUCCAAAUCCUGCACACUGUGUAGAUGUGUCAAGGUCUUCAGUUCAAUUAUUUGAAUUGCAUAAGAUGUGAAGAACUCUAUUGUAACAAAAAUGUCUGUUUAGAUGUCGGAUAUCUUCAUGUGUCUUCCUCUGUUAUGAAUUCCUUCUCUGAGCUGUCUGUGAUUCUGCUAACCUCUUAGUGUACAGAAUAAAGUUUUACUUACUAAUA